This is a messenger RNA of Hirsutella rhossiliensis, 1122 nucleotides long. Its product is annotated as glycosyltransferase sugar-binding containing DXD motif domain-containing protein. Gene Ontology annotation, biological process: protein N-linked glycosylation. NCBI's taxonomy places the organism in Eukaryota, Fungi, Ascomycota, Sordariomycetes, Hypocreales, Ophiocordycipitaceae. The record is from RefSeq and is a predicted model, not a curated record. Bases 1 to 1122 code for a protein of 373 amino acids. Gene Ontology annotation, molecular function: alpha-1,6-mannosyltransferase activity. The transcript has 2 exons. Gene Ontology annotation, cellular component: mannan polymerase complex.
AUGCUCAACUCCCGCCGCGCCCUGGCUGCGGCCGCCACCCUGCUCGCCCUCUUCUUCUUCGUCUCCCGAAGCCAUGAGACGCCCUCGAUCCUCACGUCUCAGCGCGCCCACACGCCCGCAAAGCCCGGCUCCGCCGCCGCCGCCGCUGUCGCCGGACACGCCGUCCACACGUGGUCCGCCGGCCGCGCCGCUCCCCAGAAGCCUAUGAUGGACAUGUCGCGCCUGUCGACGUACAACAAGCUCGCCUACGCCUUCCCCUACGACGUCGAGGCAAAGUUCCCCGCCUACAUCUGGCAGACGUGGAAGACGACGCCCGUCGACGAGAGCUUCCAGUUCCGCGAGCAAGAGUCGUCGUGGACCGAGCAGCACCCGGGCUUCAUACACGAGGUCAUCUCCGACGACGUGGCCAAGAGCCUCCUCGGCCUCCUCUACGCCUCGGUCCCCGAGGUCCUCGAGGCCUACCACGCCCUCCCCCUGCCCGUCCUCAAGGCCGACUUCUUCCGCUACCUCAUCCUCCUUGCCCGCGGCGGCAUCUACUCCGACAUUGACACCUACGCCAUCAGGAGUGCCAUCGACUGGAUCCCCGCCGAGAUCCCCCGCGAGACCAUUGGCCUCGUCAUCGGCAUCGAGGCCGACCCCGACCGCCCCGACUGGGCCCAGUGGUACAGCCGCCGCAUCCAGUUUUGCCAGUGGACCAUCCAGAGCAAGCCCGGCCACCCGGUCCUGCGCGACGUCGUCAGCCGCAUCACCAACCACACCCUGACCCUGAAGCGCUCCGGCGAACUGGCCGGCAUGGUCGGCAAAAACGUCAUCGAGUUUACCGGGCCCGCCGUCUGGACAGACACCAUCAUGGCCUACUUCAACGACGACCGCUACUUUGACAUGAAGGACAGCACGGGCCUCAUUGACUGGCACAACUUUACCGGCAUCGACGCGAGCACCCGCAUCGGCGACGUCGUCGUCCUGCCCAUUACCAGCUUUUCGCCCGGCGUCGACCAGAUGGGUGCCAAGGACUACGAGGACCCCAUGGCUUUUGUCAAGCACGACUUCGAGGGCACAUGGAAGCCGGAAAGCGAGAGGCACAUUGGCGAGCAAAAACCCGAGGCAACCAAAUCGCCGUGA